CCUGGGUACUAUUGUGUAGUACACGGGGAACUCGUAGAUCGAUGUGGUGGGAGGCUAUAAGCAUUUAGAAAACUGAAAGUUCUAGCUUAAGUGAAUAUACAUCGGCUAGUGUGUCGAGUUUGACUUGUUUAGUAGUGCUACCAGAAAUAUGGAGCUCGUUUCGCAUCUCAUUAAAGUGUCUGUGCCUAAUUAUUUGGCAGGAUUACCAAUUCCAGAUUCAAUUGGAGGAUGGUUUCGACUUGGGGUGAGAGAUUGGGCUGCUUUAAUUCCACCAACAGCCCUGCUAGCUGGUUUCAGUUAUAUGACUUAUCGGGCAUUUUGCCCUCAUGGCAGACCUCCGCCCAGCAAGUCCAUAAAUUCUAAAAUUCAAAAACAUAGUAAUAAAGUCGUGGAUACCAUUGAUGUGGAGGACAUAACCGAAAAAGCUGUAUUUUGUCGCUGUUGGAAAUCUGAAAAUUGGCCUUAUUGUGAUGGAUCCCAUGGAACUCAUAACAAGGAAAACUGUGAUAAUGUUGGACCACUUGUCGUCACAAAGAAGAAGUAAAUGUAAGCAAAUGGAACAAUAAAUCUUAUAAUACAGAUUUAA
Messenger RNA from Cephus cinctus (wheat stem sawfly), 586 nucleotides. RefSeq names its product CDGSH iron-sulfur domain-containing protein 2 homolog (gene Cisd2). The transcript is spliced from 4 exons. The record is from RefSeq and is a predicted model, not a curated record. NCBI's taxonomy places the organism in Eukaryota, Metazoa, Arthropoda, Insecta, Hymenoptera, Cephidae. Gene Ontology annotation, cellular component: mitochondrial outer membrane; intracellular membrane-bounded organelle. Bases 149 to 544 code for a protein of 131 amino acids. Gene Ontology annotation, molecular function: 2 iron, 2 sulfur cluster binding. Gene Ontology annotation, biological process: regulation of autophagy.